This is a messenger RNA of Condylura cristata (star-nosed mole), 2832 nucleotides long. RefSeq names its product colony stimulating factor 3 receptor (granulocyte) (gene CSF3R). The record is from RefSeq and is a predicted model, not a curated record. Gene Ontology annotation, cellular component: membrane; external side of plasma membrane. Lineage: Eukaryota; Metazoa; Chordata; Mammalia; Eulipotyphla; Talpidae. Gene Ontology annotation, biological process: immunoglobulin mediated immune response; cytokine-mediated signaling pathway. Bases 39 to 2564 code for a protein of 841 amino acids. The transcript has 16 exons. Gene Ontology annotation, molecular function: protein binding; cytokine receptor activity.
CCCAAGGUCACAAAGCUGGUGAGCACCAAGUUGGCACGAUGGCAGGGCUGGGAACCUGGAGCCUGACCAGAGCGGCCCUCAUCAUCCUACUGCUUCCCAGAAGCCUGGAGGAGUGUGGGCACAUCAGCCUCUCCGCCCCCGUCACCCACCUGGGGGACCCCGUCACAGCCUCCUGCAUCAUCAACCACAAAUGCAGCCUCGUGGGCCCGGAGUCACAGAUUCUGUGGCAAUUGGGGACAGAGCUUCAGCCCGGUGGGGAGCAGCACUAUCUGCCAAAUGGGACCCAGAGAUCCACCAUCACUUUGCCCCACCUCAACCACCCCCGGGCCCUUCUCUCCUGCUGCCUGCGCUGGGGCAACAGACUGCAGAUCUUGGACCAGGCUGAGCUGCGGGCAGGUUACCCCCCUGCCACACCCUACAACCUGUCCUGCCUCAUGAAUCUCACAACUAACAGCCUCACCUGCCAGUGGGAGCCAGGACCCAACACCCACCUGCCCACCAACUUCACCUUAAAGAGUUACGUGAGCCGGGACAAUUGCCAGACCCAGAAGGACUCCAUGUCGGACUGCAUGCCUGAGGACGGGCAGAACCACUGCUCCAUCCCACGGAAACACCUGCAGCUUUACCAGAACAUGGGCAUCUGGGUGCAGGCAGAGAACGCGCUGGGGACCAGUGCGUCCCCACAGCUGUGCCUUAUGCCCAGUGACGUCGUGAAACUGGAGCCCCCCACACUGUGGGGCUUGGACCCCAGUCCCGAGGAGACCCCGCCCCAGCCAGGCUGCCUGCAGCUACGCUGGGAGCCAUGGAAACCAAGCCUGCACAUGGACCAGAAGUGUGAGCUGCGCCACCAGCCGCAGUCUGGAGAAGCCAGCUGGGCCCUAGUGAGCCCUCUGCCCCCCAGGGCCUUCCAGCAUGAGCUCUGUGGACUCCUCCCAUCCACAACCUACGCCCUGCAGAUGCGCUGCAUCCGCUGGCCCCUGCCCGGCCACUGGAGCAGCUGGAGCCCCAGCCUGGAGAUGACCACUGCGCAGCGGGCUCCCAUGGUCAGACUGGACACGUGGUGGAGGCAGAGGCAGCUGGACCCCAAGACAGUGGAUGUGCAGCUAUUCUGGAAGCCAGUGCCCCUGCAGGAAGACAGCAUGCACAUCCAAGGGUACCUGGUCUCCCGGAGAUCCAAAGACCAGGCUGGGGCAGUACCGCCCCUCUGCAACACCACGGAGCUAAACUGCACCUUCCAUCUGCCUUCCGACGUCAAGGAGGUGGUGCUUGUGGCCUACAACACAGCUGGGACCUCUCAGCCCACUGUGGUGGUCUUCGUGGAGAGCAGAGGCCCACCCCUGGCCAGACUCCAUAUCGUGGCCCAGGGCCCUCACAGCCUCUGGGUGGGCUGGGAGCCCCCCAGUCCUCAGCCUCAGGGCUAUGUGAUCGAGUGGGGACCCAGCCUCCCCAGCCCCAGUGGCAGCAGUACAAGCUGGAGGAUCGAGCAUAACGGGAGCAUCACAGGGACCCUGCUGCAGGAGAACAUUAAGCCCUUCCAGCUCUAUAAGGUCACUGUGACGCCCCUGUACCAGGACUCCAGGGGGCCCUCCCAGCACAUCUACACCUACUCCCAGGAGACGGCCCCUUCCCAUGCCCCAGAGCUGCAUCUGAAGCACAUUGGCAAGACCUGGGCACAGCUGGAGUGGGUGCCCCAGGCUGCUGAGCUAGGGAGGAGCCCCCUUACCCACUACACCAUCUUCACGACCAACGCUCAGAACCAGGCCUUCUCCACCGUCCUGAAUGCCUCCUCCCGUGACUACGUCCUCCACGACCUGGAGCCAGGAAGCUUGUACCACGUCCACCUCAUGGCCACCGGCCGGGCUUGGGCCAUCAACAGUACAAGCCUCACACUGAUGACCUUGGCCCUAGAUGAGUCUGAGCUGCACCUCUUCCUGGGCCUGUUCAGCCUCCUGCUCUUGUUCUUCUGCCUUUGUGGGGCAGCCUGGCUCUACUGCAGACCCAGCAGGAAGAAUCCCCUCUGGCCAACUGUCCCUGACCCAGCCCACAGCAGCCUGGGCUCCUGGGUGCCCACCAUCAUGUCAGAGGAGAUUUUCCAGCUUCCCAGCCUUCAGGACCCUGGCAUGCAACCCAUCACCAAGAUCACCGUGCUGAAAGAGGAAGAGAAGAAGCCAGGAUCGUGGGAAUCCAAUGACAACCCAGAGGCCCGUGGCCUCCCCACCCUGGUCCAGGCCUAUGUGCUCCAAGGGAACCCAAGAGCACCUCAUACCCAGUCCAAGCCUGAAUCGGGUACCAGCGACCAGGUCCUAUAUGGGCAGGUGCUGGGCAGCCCCACUGGCCCAGGGCCAGGGCAUUACCUCCGCUGUGACUCCACUCAACCUCUCUUAGAGGGCCUCACCCCUAGCCCCAAGUCUUAUGAGAACCUCUGGUUCCACACCAGUCCCUUAGGCACCCCAGAGCCCCUAGUCCCAAACCAGGAAGACGACUCUGUCUUUGGACCUCUGCUGGACUUUCCCCUCUUGCAGGGGCUCCGGGUACAUGGGGUGGAGGGGCUGGAGGGCUUCUAGGGCUUUCCUCCCACCUAGGCCGACCGCUAGAAAGGAAAGCGUUAGCCUGGGCGUCACUGUAAAAAGCACCCAGCCCAGAAUGAGCAUAAAGACUCUCAGUCUCCUCUACCCCUGGCCCCAGCAUCCCUACCCUAGCUCCCCAACUUCCAUGGGCUGGGCCUCCCACUUCAAAGGCCAGAGAACAUUUCAUCCAGUCCUGCCCCGCUGCUCUUUUAUGCUUAUUUCUUGUCAUUUCAGUCUCUUAAUGUGACGUAUAUAUUUGUUUUGU